Molecule: messenger RNA, 865 nt
Organism: Coniophora puteana RWD-64-598 SS2
Lineage: Eukaryota; Fungi; Basidiomycota; Agaricomycetes; Boletales; Coniophoraceae
Product: plant expansin
Exons: 3
Coding region: 121-561 (146 amino acids)
Source: RefSeq, a predicted model, not a curated record
CGCUCCCUCCAACCUCCUCUCUUCGUUGUCCCUUCCCCGCCUUCGCCCGCCUUCCUUGAAGGGCUUUGUGCAUACACCUUACGCUCACUUACUCAAUCGCGAACCUCAUCAAGUGUCGAUAUGCGCACCACCUACGUCACCACUGUGUUCGCCCUCUUCUUUGCCGCACUGUUCGGCGUGGUGUCUGCGGCCCACACGGGACCGCGAGGUGCGGGACACAAGGAUGUGAUCAGACGUAGCAGGCAGACGGAGGUGGCGAAGCGCGACUCGAUGCGUUUCACGUACUACGUCGUCGGGCUCGGCGCGUGCGGGGGCUUUAGCAACCCUGGGCAGUUUGUCGUCGCGCUCAAUGCACCUGAGUUCGACCAGGGAAAGAGCAGCGGGAAUGAUCCCUGUUGGAAGAUGGUCACCAUCUGGUACGGCGGCAAGUCGACCCAGGCGCAGGUUGUCGACCGUUGCGCUGGAUGCCCGGAGGGCGGGCUCGAUUUCUCCAUUGGCCUCUUCUCGUUCUUCUCGACCCUCGGUGCGGGCGUCCUGUACGGCAAUUGGUACUACUCAUAAACAACUCGCCCCAAACGCGAAACCGUUUCACUCGGAGAACGUGGAUGGCAAGAAGAGAUCGUAGAUACCCCUUGACUCUUAAUCCUUAUUUCCCUUGGACAUACGGACCCUCGCUUACACUCCUUUUCGUUUCUUGCUACCUUGGACUUUGAACCAGACAUUAUUCGGGUAUCCUAAAGUUAGUAUCUGCAGGCGACGUUCGCCCUGCGCACUUACAUACGUUAAUUCUGUUUGAUACUCGAUAGUACUCUGAAGUGAAGUUUGAUUAUUGUGAUGUCGUAGUUUUCUUGAUAUCGAUGUUAUG